AUGGAAGUGGAAGCUAACAUUGAACCUAUAAAUGAAUCCGUGACAACAGGAGAAGAUGGGGCUGGUGCUGGUGAAGCGGAUCCUAGGAUUCUGAAGCGCCUUCAGAAAAUUUUUGCAAAUUGUCACAACUUUGAAGAAUGGAGGGAGAACAGAAAAUUAUGCCUGGAAGCAGCAUCCCUGUUUGAACAUCAAGGUCGCGCUUCUCUCACAAAGGUUCGGUUUGACUCGGUGCACUUCUUCGUUCGUGUCAAACUCGGACCCGAUCAUGAUGCCUUUCUUCGAGCCUGUACAGACGGGACACUCUCGCGAGGCUUGACAAAAAUCCUCGUUACUCCAGAACUGAAGGAAGCCGCUGGAGUCAAACUCAGACUAAGGCUGGACGUGAAAGAGACGUCAAACACGAGUAACGUCUCGGCACCAGCAGAACAUUCACCUGUCGCCAUCAAAACCCUGCAAGAGAUGAACCCAACCGAUGUUCAGAAAUGGCUGAUUGAGGAAGUGCACGUAUCUAUCAGCAUAGCUACUAAAUUUGCCGAAGCAGGUGUUGAUGGAGAGCUUUUGAUACGAUACGAAGAACAACAUCUUCAAAAGGAUUUCGAGUUGCCUACAGGAGUAAUGCGAAAGAUAAUCUAUGCUCGAGAUGAUCGUACGAAGACGAGAGUUAAUACGCACCAACAUCACCCAUUGGCUUCCGAAAAGCACACUGACAACCUAGGCGUAGACGCUGGAACGAUUGAUUUACUUAGAUGA
Strongylocentrotus purpuratus (purple sea urchin) is the source of this 750-nucleotide messenger RNA. RefSeq lists its product as uncharacterized. The coding region runs from base 1 to 750 and encodes 249 amino acids. The record is from RefSeq and is a predicted model, not a curated record. The transcript has 3 exons. Lineage: Eukaryota; Metazoa; Echinodermata; Echinoidea; Camarodonta; Strongylocentrotidae.